AGAAAUGGAGAACAAUAAGUGUGGUAGAAUUGAAGAAGGUGAAGAAGAAAAGUGGGUGCAUGAUGCAUCUGUUGAUUACAAAGGCAGGGUUCCACUCCGUGCUUCCACUGGUGUAUGGAAAGCUUCCCUCUUUGUCCUCACAAUUGAAUUUAGUGAAAGGAUUAUCUACUUUGGCAUAGCCUCUAAUCUUAUAUCGUACCUGACUAAAGUGAUACACGAGGACCUCAAUACAGCGGCUAAGAAUGUAAACUACUGGACAGGAACGACAACCCUUAUGCCUCUCAUUGGUGGAUUUCUUGCUGAUGCCUACACUGGUCGGUUUCUUAUGAUUCUGUUUUCUUCCCUCGUGUAUCUAAUGGGAUUAAGCCUAUUGACCAUGUCCCAAUUCAUCCCAAGUUUAAAGCCUUGCAACACUAAGGUAUGCCUUCAUCCUAGGAAGGUUCAUGCAGUGGUUUUCUUCCUUGCCCUUUAUUGUAUCUCCUUGGGCACUGGAGGAUACAAACCAUGCUUAGAAAGCUUUGGAGCUGAUCAAUUCGAUGAUGAUCACUUGAAAGAAAGGAAGAAGAAGAUGUCUUUCUUCAACUGGUGGACCUUUGCACUGUGCAUUGCAUUACUUCUUGGUGCAACAGUGGUUGUUUAUGUUCAAGACUUUGUUGGUUGGGGAGUUGCUUGUCUUGCCCUCACUAUUCUUAUGGCUCUCACUGUUAUAGCUUUCUAUUUUGGAAAGGCUUUUUAUAGGUACAGAAGGCCAGAAGGAAAUCCUUUUACACCAAUUUUACAAGUCAUAAUUGCAGCAAUAAGGAAAAGGAAUCAGACUUGUCCUUCAAAUCCUGCUUUGUUGUAUGAAGUCCCAGAGUCAGAGAACUCUAGAGGAAGGCUUUUGAGCCAUACUAGCAGACUCAGGUUUCUUGACAAGGCUGCAAUAGUUGAAGAGAAAUAUAUUGAGCAAAAAGACAAUCCAUGGAGAUUAGCAACCGUGACAAGAGUGGAAGAGACAAAACUUAUUCUGAAUGUGGUUCCCAUAUGGCUAGCUACAUUAAUUAUUGGAGUAAAUUUAUCACAAGGCACCACACUCUUUGUCAAACAAGCAGCUGCUAUGAACUUAAAGAUAAGCCAUAAUUUCAAAAUUCCUCCAGCUUCCAUGGCAUCUUUUUCAGCUGUUGGUACCUUAAUAUUUUUGCCUAUAUAUGACAAAAUUAUUGUUCCAUUUCUGAGGAAAGCCACUGGCAAUGAAAGAGGCAUCAGCAUCCUAAGGAGGAUUGGCAUUGGCUUCACAUUAUCAGUCAUGGUCAUGGUUGUUGCUGCCUUAGUAGAAGCAAAGAGACUAAGAAUGGCUACACAUGGAGUCCUGAUAGGAGGGGAAAAUAGACAAAGGACUAUGAGUGUGUUUUGGUUGAUACCCCAGUAUUUGAUCCUUGGCAUUGGAGACUCAUUUUCUCUAGUUGGUUUGCAAGAGUAUUUCUAUGAUCAAGUUCCUGACUCAAUGAGAAGCUUGGGAAUGGCUUUAUAUCUUAGUGUGCUUGGAUUAGGAAACUUCAUAAGUAGCUUUCUAAUCAUCAUUGUAGACCAUGUCACUGAGAAGGAUGGCAGAAGUUGGAUUGGGAAGGAUAUAAAUUCAAGUCGUUUAGAUAAAUUUUAUUGGAUGUUGGCAGCCAUAAAUGCUUCAAAUUUGUGUUUCUUUCUCUUCUUAACUAAAAGGUACACUUACAAGACAGUACAGAAUAGAGUUACGGAAAUUGAUUGUUCUAAGGAUGAUGGGGUGGAUAUGAGAGCUUGA
Molecule: messenger RNA, 1777 nt
Organism: Abrus precatorius (Indian licorice)
Lineage: Eukaryota; Viridiplantae; Streptophyta; Magnoliopsida; Fabales; Fabaceae
Product: protein NRT1/ PTR FAMILY 5.6-like
Exons: 4
Coding region: 5-1777 (590 amino acids)
Biological process (GO): transmembrane transport
Cellular component (GO): membrane
Molecular function (GO): transmembrane transporter activity
Source: RefSeq, a predicted model, not a curated record